Puntigrus tetrazona (Sumatra barb) is the source of this 837-nucleotide messenger RNA. RefSeq names its product uracil nucleotide/cysteinyl leukotriene receptor-like. The record is from RefSeq and is a predicted model, not a curated record. Lineage: Eukaryota; Metazoa; Chordata; Actinopteri; Cypriniformes; Cyprinidae. The transcript has a single exon. The coding region runs from base 1 to 837 and encodes 278 amino acids. Gene Ontology annotation, cellular component: membrane. Gene Ontology annotation, molecular function: G protein-coupled receptor activity. Gene Ontology annotation, biological process: positive regulation of Rho protein signal transduction; phospholipase C-activating G protein-coupled receptor signaling pathway.
AUGAACAACUCUACACUGAAUUUCAUCUCACUUGAAUCAUCUACAAACUCCACAACUGACUCCAUCGGGCUGAAAAGUCUAGAUAUUUGCUUGUACAGCAUAAAUAUGCUGUUUGGUCUUCCGGCACACUUCUAUAUUAUAUGGCUCAUCUUCACAGGAACUAAAAAUGGAGUUGCAUCAGAGUUCUUCAUCCUCAACAUGUCUGUCUGUGAGCUUGGCUGCUCCCUGAAUAGUUUGUUCUGUAUACUAAUUAUAUUUAUUCAGUUUUCACACCUCACGACAUUGACAAACUUUUUGAGAGGACUAGUCAUUACUGGUUCUCCUUUGUUUCAUUGUUUGAUCUGUGUAGAGCGUUACCUGGCGGUGGUUCAUCCUGUAACCUUUCUGAAGUUCAAACCUCUCAGAUAUAGAGUCAUCUGCUGCACUGUGGCCUGGAUAAUAACUCUUGGCUCCUGUUUGUGCUGCAUAUUUACGGUAGACCAUAGAUAUAUUUAUGUAUGGUUCUUCUCGCUGCAGUACCUGCUCUUCUUCUUCAUCCAGUUGUUUUGUCUCGUGGCUGUUCUCAGAGCUCUGAAGCAGUCGGGUCCAGGAGAGAGAGGGAGAGAGAAAGAAGUUGAAAACCACAUGAAAAAAAGAGCGUUUCGCAUUAUUUUAAUAACUAUUGUGACCAUGGUUGUUAUUUAUGUACCAUUUACAAUCGUAGGAUUCUCUGUUAUUGUAACACAACAUAACAUUAUGGCACUUUUUUAUUUUGCCCUUGCUUGUAACAUGCUGGGUUGUUUUGUUCAGCCUGUUCAUUAUCUGAACCACGCUGGGAAAUGUUGGUUUAUUUCUUAG